AUGUCAGGCCCGUGGAUCUGGGCGGCCCGCGAUCCCGAUUUCGCGGGCGACCAGGCUGUCCAUGGGCAGUCGUAUUAUGAGAUCGCCUUGUACGACGACGCCUACGUCGACCAGGGCACGGGCAUCGUGUACACGCUGGGCUCCGGGAAGGUCGGGGACGCUAUCCCCGCGGAGUUCGUGUGUUCGAGUGAUGCUUUCUAUGCGUGGUGGAUGGAAAUUGAGGUGAAGGACAAGAAGGGGGAGUACCACUUUUGCAGCACCUCGCGCGACAGGUGCAAGUUCAAAGGGAAGGACGUGGUCCACGUCGACGGGUUCCCGUUGCUCGAGGGCGCGGACUCGGCGGCAGAGGCCAUAAAGUGGCUCAAGGAGGAGAAGCGGCCCACUGGCGAGCCAGCGCCGGCGGCGGCUGGGCAGCUAUUCGAGCCGCCUGGCGCUGGCGGCCCAAACGACCUCCAGAAGAACCUCCGGGAGCUCCGAGAAGCAGUCCGCGGGGCCACCGACGAGCGGGCUGGCCGGGACGCGGGCCGGCGUGGCAGCGACGGGGACUGGCGCGAGCGGCGCGACAGGCCGGAGAGGGGCUGGUGCCGGGAGCGGCCGCGCAGCCAGGAGCGCCGCGACGGGCCAGAGAGGCACGGCCAGCCCCGGCAGCGCCACCGCAGCUGGGAGCGCCGGCGCAGCCG
Molecule: messenger RNA, 680 nt
Organism: Prorocentrum cordatum
Lineage: Eukaryota; Dinophyceae; Prorocentrales; Prorocentraceae
Source: the annotation of a GenBank genome assembly